AUGGAUAGUGCAUUGAACCGUGAUAUUUUUUUUGAUAAAUCAAAUGCAUUAAUUGGAAGUAAACAAGAAGACACUUGUUUUUAUUUCUCUCAAGAAAGGUACUCUAAAAUACUUUCAGAAGUUAGUUCUGCUAAAACUAAGUGCAGUACACCUUUGGAUUAUAGACGUUUAAAACGUUUCGACAUUUUAAAAAUUACUGAUGAAGAAAAGUUGAUUGUGCCAUUAAAACCUGGAGAAACGAAUAUCCAGUACUACGUUACCAAUGAUGAAUUGUUUAAUAUUCUUUCCGAAAGUCAUAUUAGAACAGGCCAUGGAGGAAAAACAUGUAUGCUUAAAGAAUUGCAAGUUAAAUACAAGAAUAUUACAUAUGAAGUUGUAAUGUUGUAUUUAAAUUUGUGUAAACAAUGUCAAACGAACUGUGCGCCUAAAAAAGGUAUUGUUGUGAAACCAAUGGUUAGUUCGGAGUUAAACUCAAGAUGUCAAGUGAAUCUGAUAGACUUGCAGCCGCACAGGGAUGACGAUUACAAGUUUACAUUGGUAUAUCAAGACCAUUUGACGAAAUUUGUCCAGUUACGACCAUUAAAAACCAAGACAGCAAAAGAAUGCCACCUUCUUCAUAUUUUCCUAACAUUUGGUGCCCCAGCGAUAUUGCAUUCAGAUAAUGGUAGAGAAUUCAUUAAUCGCUUCGUAUCUGAACUAUGUGCUAUGUGGAAAGAUAUCAAGAAAGUUCACGGAAAGCCUCAUCAUAGUCGAAUACAAGGCUCAGUCGAAAGAGCUAAUCAGGAUAUACAAAAUAUGUUAACUGCAUGGAUGAACGAUAAUGAUUCAAAGAAAUGGUGA
This is a messenger RNA of Osmia lignaria (orchard mason bee), 840 nucleotides long. Lineage: Eukaryota; Metazoa; Arthropoda; Insecta; Hymenoptera; Megachilidae. The record is from RefSeq and is a predicted model, not a curated record.